GGUGUAUGCAUGACACCAACCAGUACCACAUUAACAGUCUUUACAGCAAGAUUUUCAGAGAAGGCAAGAUGAAUCUUGUACGAUGGGCUUUCUGCACUAAAAAUUAGCUUUCAUAGCACGUCAUGUAGCUAUGAAACAAUUUGAAACUGAGCAUUAGCUGUUUAAAUCAUUCUGCAUUCUUAUUUUUUCACAAACCAUACUUUUUAAUGCAUUUUGCGUCUAAGGUUAAUGAAAACCAAAAAAUUAAAGAAAGGGGGUUGGAACAGACACCACCUUCUUUGGGGGGCAAACGCUGUUGUUUUCCAGCUGGCAGAGCUGAAUGAGAUCGCUUGGAGCUUGUGACCGCCAUGCCCACGUUUCAUUGGAUGCCCUGCUUUUCAGCAGAGGCUUCUUUAAUGUGAAGAAUUUGUGUAGCAGCAAAACCAUGUAGAGCAGCAGGCUGCGUCUGAAGAGAUCCGCACAAGGAUUAAGGGACUUCACCGGAAGUGUCAGAUCCAGUCCUCGCACUGGGAGCAUGACGAGCAUCUUCACUCUCCCCUGCUGAGGACCAAGCCAUCGCUGGUGUACUGCACUCAACAUAGCAGCACCACCAAGGACCGGAGACAUGCUCUGUGCCCUGAGAAGGGAAGUGAAGAAGAGUGUAGAAGACAGCCCUUACUAUAAGGGAAACAAGAACUCCACAGCAUCUGAUGAUCGGCUAUCCAGCUUAAAACAAAGUGUUCAAGAAGAAUGUCGGGGAGUGACUACGGUGGAACUCAGCCGCAAGGAUGGCAGCACGCUGGGCCUGACUGUGUCAGGGGGCACAGACAAGGAUGCCACCCCCAGGGUGUCCAAGCUGAGGCCCGGGGCACUAGCUGCCAGGAGUGAUCAGCUGAAUGUGGGGGACUACAUCACAUCUGUAAACGGCAUCCACCUUGCCCGGCUGCGGCAGGAGGAGAUCAUCAGCCUGCUAAAGAACGUGGGAGAGCGUGUGGUGCUCGAGGUGGAGUAUGAGCUGCCCCCUGCUGCUCCAGACAGUAGCUCAGACUCAAUUCCCAAGAUCAUCGACAUACGCUUGCGAAAAGAAGACAGCAGCUGUGGCUUUGUCAUGCGAGGUGGUUUUCAUGAAGAGUGGCGUAAGUCACGCCCCCUAGUGGUUACCUAUGUGAGACCAGGAGGUCCAGCCGACCGAGAGGGGACAGUGCAUGUGGGGGACCGCAUUCUGAGUGUGGAUGGGAUGCCGGUACACAACAAGAGCCACACAGAGGCGCUGAGCAUCCUAAUGUGCAGCGGCGCAGAGGUCCUUCUGCAGAUUGAAUAUGACGUGGCCACUGUAGAUACGACGGGCAGCUCGGGACCCCGGCUGGUGGAGAUAGAGAAGGCUCCUGGGGCAUCUCUGGGGAUCAGCCUGGCGUCUGCAGCACACAGGGACAAGCAGGUCAUUGUCAUAGAGAAGAUUAAGGCAGCCAGUGCUGCAGACAGGUGCGGGGCACUGCGUGUCGGUGAUCAUGUCCUGUCCAUCAACGGCACCAGCACAGAUCACUGCUCGGUCCUGGAGGCGACACGCCUCGUAUCCAGCUCUACCAACCAAGCAAGCUUGGAGAUCCUGCCCAGCAGACCACGUGAAACUGUGAAGGUGCAGCGGAGUGAGCAGCACCACUGCUGGGACCCCUGUGUGAGCUACUGCCAUGGCCAGCACCCUGGCCAGUGUAAGGCUGCCUGGGGGGGCUCCAGCAACCAAGCCUCCCAGGAGCCCUGCAAGUCAUCCAGCAACAUGUCACCCGCCUCCAGCAGCACGUCAGGCCUGGGCAGCCGGCCCUCCUGCCCUGCGCCGUGUCCCAUCUCCCCUGCCUGCUCCAUCCUGCCCACCAGCCCCCACAGCUCCAUGCUGAGCAGAAGGCAAAGGGUCAAGGAGCACAAGAGCUCUUUGUCCUUGGCAUCCAGCACUGUGGCUCCAGGGGGUCAGAUUGUCCAUGCUGACACCUGUGAUGUCACCAUACUGGGAGACGCCCUCAAUGGUUUUGGCCUUCAGCUGCAGGGGGGUGUUUUUACCACAGAAACUCUGAGUGCCCCCCCAGUAAUCCGCUCCAUCGGCCCCCACAGCCCUGCAGAGAGGUGUGGACUGCUUCAGGCCGGUGACAGGUUGCUGUCCAUCAAUGGCAUUUUGACUGAGGAUGGAACUCUAGAAGACACAAAUCAGCUUCUACGGGAUGCUGCUCUAACCAGUCGUGUGACGUUGGGAAUCGAGUUUGAUGUGGCAGAAUCUGUAGUGCCCAGCAGUGGUACUUUUAAUGUAAAGCUACCCAGGAAGCGAGGUGUGGACCUCGGGAUCACCCUGAGUGCAAGUAAAAAACCUGGGCAGCCUCUCAUCAUCUCAGACGUCAGGAAGGGCAGCAUAGCGCAGAGGACGGGUACUCUGGAGCCAGGGGACAAGCUGCUGGCUAUUGACAACAUUCGGCUGGAAAACUGCACUAUGGAUGAAGCUUUGCAGCUCCUCCAGCAAUCAGAUGACCUUGUCAAGCUGAAAAUCCAAAAAGAUGAGGACAAUGCUGAUGAGCAGGACAUGUCUGGCUGCAUCAUCUACACUGUCGAGCUGCAGAGAUUCGGCGGCCCACUGGGGAUAACCAUCUCCGGAACUGAAGAACCUUUUGACCCGAUUGUUAUCUCGGGUCUUUCCAAGAGGGGUCUUGCUGAGAGGACUGGAGCCAUCCACAUAGGCGACCGCAUUCUGGCUCUCAAUGGUGUGAGUCUGAAGGGGAAACCGCUGAGCGAAGCCAUCCACCUGCUGCAGAUGGCAGGAGAAACGGUCACUCUCAAGAUCAAGAAGCAAAUAAAUGAGCUUGGCACAGAAAGAAAGAAAUCUGGAUUGAUAAAUGAUGUAGCUGAUGAUGACAACUCCCAGAAGUCUAGUAGACUGUCUGAGAUCUAUUCUGGCACCAUUCCAAGUGUGGAUUCUGCAAUGGAAUCCUGGGAUGGUUCUGGAUCCAGCACUGAUGUUGGUGGUGGAGGUCCAGGGACCCACACCCAUCUAAUUUCAGAUAUUUCCCUGGAACCUGACGAGUGGCACAGAACAAAACGGAACAAAAAUGCGCCGCCUGCUGGUGGGUGCAAGAAAUGCCCUAUAAGUAAUGAAGAGUUCAGUAACAACAACUGGGACAAGCCUUCUGGAAAUGGUGUACGGAGGCUGCAGAGCAACCUUGCACUGGACCAGCAGGACACGCUCUGGUGCCAGGCCCUGGAGGACCUAGAGACUUGUGGGCAGUCAGAGCUUUUGAGGGAGAUUGAGGCAUCGAUAAUGAGUGGCAGCACCCUCAGUCUGGAUAUGGACUUGCAGAAGUCACAUGACUUGGUGAACCCGCUGAGGAUGAGCAAUGCCAAGAAUAACAACUUCUUGAUUGGUUGUGAGAGUGCCUGGAUGCCUGGCAGCAUAGAGGAAGGCCUAGAGGGCUCCUUGUCUCUAACAGCUCUUGAGCUGCUCAAGGUAACGAUAAUGAAGGAUCCAGAGACUCAAGACUUUGGCUUCAGUCUAUCAGACGGCUAUCUUCAGAGUGGCAUUUUUGUUAAUAUGAUUCGUCCAGAAGGGCCCGCUGAUAAAGUAGGGCUGAAGCCCUUUGACCGCAUUCUCCAGGUGAACCAUGUACGCACAAGUGACUCGGACUGCUGCCUGGCUGUGCCCCUUAUCACAGACACGGGGGACAAGCUGGAAUUAGUGAUAAGUAGGAACCCGCUGGUUCCGGCGACUCCGGGACAGUUUGUGGACUGUGAGGACCCAUCUGCUACCCAGCUCAAUGCCAGAGAAAGCCAGACACACACUAUACACUUAUAACAUGAGGCAAGGAUGAGCAAUGACUGGACUUUUGUCAUUACGUAUUACUAUGUGUUUUAGUAAAUAAGUAAGGCAUGGCAAGCUAGUGCUUGUAUUGUUGUCUUAUUUAAUUUGACAUCAUCAGUUGUUUUAAUAAUACCGGGAAUAACUGGCGUGAUCUGCAGAUAACAGAAACCUUCCCAGAUACUGAGAGUACUAAGACGGAUGCCAAGUGUGAAGAAUUCUGGGUAGCAAAAAGAACAGCCCCCCUGCUUCUCUCAGCAGCACACUACAGGAGAAAUACUGAAGGGAAACUGCUUAAAACCUUUGGUGAGGAUACCCUUAGUUACUGUACAUAAGUAUGAGAUUAGCUGCUGCUUACAACCAUGUGAACCUUAGCCCUCAAAUUGCCUCCCAAGAGCUGUUCUGUCAUAAUCCAGCACAACCUGCAGAAUGUCAUAGUACAGAGUCACAAUGUGAGGAGUCCACACUUGGGUCAAUCACGAUAUACACUUAUUUGUGUCAGUCAGCACUGUAUUUGUAGCAGUUCACACAAUGUAAAUGUAGUAAAUUAUCAAAGAAAUAGACACACAGGACUUGAGCGCCGUCACCAAAUCACUAAUUAUAAUGGUAAAGCACAAUUUAUUUCUUGAUGUUACUUUGUUAUUGCCUCACAGUCGUUCUUUUCAUUCUUGGUGUGUUUUAUUACUUUAUUAUCACACCAUAUUAGAUUGUCACCUUUUUGUAGCCUCGUUACACAAAUCUCCUGUUAAUCACCAUUUACCAUUUUCUUCUCUGAUUUGUUUGUAGUCUACGCCAGUUUCACUAGGGGGUUCCAUUCAUAUCUGUUCCUACCUCUUAUUCAGUUCCCACAGAAACAGGCCCAUUCAUGUUUUAAUGUUAUAGUAUCGCAGAAAUAUUUUUGAAAAUUUUAAUGUUCACAUAGUCUCAGUCAUGUUUUUGUGUAAAUAUUUCUCAACUGAUUUGUGUUUCAUUGAACUCUUGCACAAAAAUACAUGAUUUGUUCCAAGUUAGAAAAAAAUAGAAGCUCAUAUAUGGAAAAAUGAAAAUCCUUUGCUAUCUGUUACUAUUAAAUAUCAGCGCCAGAAUGUAUUCUAACUGAAUUUUAAAUGUUUUAAAUAAAUAUUUUUAAGGAAA
Messenger RNA from Paramormyrops kingsleyae, 4942 nucleotides. Its product is annotated as glutamate receptor-interacting protein 2-like. Gene Ontology annotation, molecular function: protein binding. NCBI's taxonomy places the organism in Eukaryota, Metazoa, Chordata, Actinopteri, Osteoglossiformes, Mormyridae. The record is from RefSeq and is a predicted model, not a curated record. Gene Ontology annotation, biological process: neurotransmitter receptor transport, endosome to postsynaptic membrane.